AUGAAUUUCUUACUUGCUACGUCGCUGUAUUUACUAGCUGCCAAUGUAAUAAAUUGUUCUAUUACCACUCAAUAUUACCAACGUUUAAUAAAGCAAGGAAUAACUGAAGCCUUGAGGUAUAAAUUACCCACGAGUAACAACGAAUUCAAACAGGGGGUCGAAUCUAACAAUAUCGAAGAAUAUGGCGAAUUUGAUUUCGUAAUAGUCGGAGCAGGAUCAGCGGGAAGCGUUCUAGCCACACGACUAUCAGAAAUUGACGAUUUCAGCAUCUUGCUAUUGGAAGCUGGAGGCGAAGAAGAUGAUUUCAGUCAAAUACCUGCAUUGUGGUCGUUCAAUCAAUUUAGCGAGAAAAAUUGGGGUUACUACUCCACACCCCAAAAACAGUCUUGCUUGGGGAUGAAUAAUAGGCAAUGUAGCGUUCCUCGAGGUAAGCUACUUGGUGGUACCAGCUCAAUUAACACUCUGAUGUACUCCAGAGGCAACUGCAGAGACUACGAUAAAUGGUCUCAACUAGGAAAUUGUAGAUGGUCCUGUAAAGAUGUCUUACCGUAUUUCAAAAAAUCCGAAAACUGCCAAAUACGUGGUGACGAAAACUAUCACGGCAAAAGAGGCUUCUGGAACUGUAGACUGAAACAACCGAUUGUAGACUACAACGGCAAAAACCAAAUGGGAGCAUCACACCGACAGUCUAAUAUCAAACAUGGAAAGCGACAAAGUCUUGCAACCGCGUUUCUAGAUAACAGUCGGCAGCGCAGCAACCUUAAGGUUCUUACUAAGACACUAGUGACCAAAGUCGUCAUUGAUUCACAGUCAAAACAAGCAAAAGGUGUAGAAUUCGUCACCAGAAAUAAAAAAUUCCACGUACGAGCUACGAAAGAAGUUAUACUUUCUGCGGGUGCUGUAAACACUCCACAGCUGUUGAUGUUGUCAGGAGUUGGACCAAAAGAUCAGUUAAGCAAACUGGAGAUUCCGUUAAUCACAGAUCUACCAGUUGGGAAAAACCUUAUAGAACAUCCAACUCUUAUCCUGAUGGUUCGUUCAGACUACAACGCACCCAAAGUCGGCCCUAAUAAACUAAUCCAACAAUAUUUGAACGGUUGUGGCACGUUAACGCAAGCGGGAAAUAUGGACGGCGUUGGUUACAUCCGAACCAAAAACGAUUCCAAAGAAGUACCCACAAUAGAAAUUUUGUUUUCAGUGCCCCCUCACAUCGACGUAUCUAUUUUACAGCGAGAAUUCAACUACAACAAAGACAUCAACAACAACUUACUCAAUAAAAUCAAUCCACAAACAGACAUAUUUUUCUACAUAGUACUGCUUCACCCCAAAUCUAGAGGACAAAUUUUCUUAAAGUCAAGCUGUCCGAUUGAUUUUCCAAACAUCGAUUUAAACAUGUUCGCUGAACAGGAAGACGUAGAAACUUUGAUUGAAGGGGUCGAGUAUGUUCAGAACCUCUUAAACACCGACGCUUUCAAGAAAAUUAAUGCGACUUUACUGGAAGUACCCAUUUGCACUAAUUUUAAAAUGGGUUCUAAGGAAUACUUGGAAUGUUUAAUUCGUAACUUGGCCGGCACUCUUUACCACCCAUCUGGAACAGCCGCGAUGGGACCAAACAAUGGAAAGUUUGUUGUUAGUGACACUCUACAAGUGCAUGGAAUCCGAAAUUUGAGGGUUAUUGACACUUCGAUUUUCCCAUCGUCGAUUUCUGGGCACUUGAACGCACCCACUGUCAUGGUAGCGGAAAAGGCUGCUGACCUUAUUAAACAAGAGCACAAACAUCUUUAA
This is a messenger RNA of Zophobas morio, 1785 nucleotides long. RefSeq names its product glucose dehydrogenase [FAD, quinone]-like. Lineage: Eukaryota; Metazoa; Arthropoda; Insecta; Coleoptera; Tenebrionidae. The coding region runs from base 1 to 1785 and encodes 594 amino acids. Gene Ontology annotation, molecular function: flavin adenine dinucleotide binding; oxidoreductase activity, acting on CH-OH group of donors. The record is from RefSeq and is a predicted model, not a curated record. The transcript is spliced from 4 exons.